CAAACAAAAGAAACCAAAGCAAAGCCCAGCAGCUGCUCGGAGUUUACGUUGAAGUGUCAAUAAACAAUAAACACACAGUGUGCGUGAAAACAGGAUUAUUUAAAGGACACUGACGAGCGGACUUCGGCUCUUCUUCACCUCCGCUUGGGAAAAAAAGAAAAGAAAUGGAGAUGAUAGCACAACAUUAGCCAAACAUCAGGAUUUUAUGUUUUUAUUUUAUUUUGCAGGCUUUUCUUUAGUGUUUUUUUUAUUUUUAAAUUUUUUUUUUUUUUGAGUAAUAAUGAAGGGCUCCCAUUUUUCUAUGUCGAGGAGGAGGAGGAGCAGCAGCGGGGCGGCCGGGCUGCUGUACCCGCUGCUCGGUGCGUGUCUCUGGGCUGCGGUGGUCGGGUACAAGCCGGUGAUCAUAGUGCACGGUUUGUUCGACAGCUCAGGGGAUUUUAAAAACUUACAGCGGUUCAUUAACGAGUCUCAUCCUGGAACAAAUGUGACGGUCAUCGACUUGUUCGACAGGAGUGCCAGCCUGCAGCCCAUGUGGAAGCAGGUGGAGGGAUUCAAGGCAGCUAUUUACCCAAUAAUGCAAAAUGCCGCAGACGGGGUCCACUUUAUCUGCUACUCACAAGGUGGGCUGGUUUGCAGAGGAAUCCUCUCCACUCUGUCUGACCACAACGUUCAAUCUUUUAUCUCUCUGUCUUCGCCUCAGGCCGGGCAAUAUGGAGACACAGACUACCUGAAGUACCUCUUCCCACAGUUUGUGAAGUCCAACCUCUACCACCUCUGCUACACUGCAAUAGGUCAGAGGAUAUCUAUCUGCAACUACUGGAAUGACCCUCACCACAGAGACUUAUACGUGAACAGCAGUGAUUAUUUGGCUCUGCUCAACAGCGAGAGAGCCAAUCCUAAUUCAACAGAGUGGAAGAAGAACUUCCUGAAAAUCAAAAAGCUGGUGUUGAUCGGAGGUCCAGACGAUGGGGUCAUCACUCCCUGGCAGUCGAGUCAGUUUGGAUUUUAUGACGACAAUGAGACUGUUGUUGAGAUGCAGCACCAAGAUUUGUAUUUAAGAGAUGUUUUCGGUCUGAAGACGCUGGCAGCUCGUGGAGAUCUGAUCAUCUGUUCUGUUCCCGGCGUCGAACACGUCUUUUGGCACUCGAAUGAGACGGUGUUCCACGUGUGCAUGGAGAAGUGGCUGGUGUAAAACAAAACUCUUUUACAGCACACACACAUACACAUACACACACACACUUACCUUGCAGUUUUAUAAGCUCUUACCUUCCACCAUGUAUUAAAAUCUGCCUCUACAACCACUGUAAAGUAUCCUCACAAACAUUUGUGGGUGUACUCUUAAGGAUGUAAUCAAAUUUUUUGGAUUACAGUUAGAAAUGAAUUUAACAUCAGUGUUGCCAGCGUUUGUUCUUCCUUGUACUUCCUGUAUGUGGUCUCUUAUGCUCAUCUUAGUAACUAUAAGGUUAAGGUUUUUCGGGGAGUUGGAUAAGAUGAUUGAUACCACUCUCAUGUAUGUGCAGUGCAUGUGAAUCUACAUCCAGUAGCUGGUUAGCUUAGCUUAGCAUAAAGACUGAGGGAAACAGCUAGCCUGGCUCUGUCCAAAGGAAACCAAACCCACCUAACAGCUGUAAAGCUCACUAAUUAACAAGCUUUAUGUUGUUUGUUUAAAUUGCACAAAAUAUGAAGUGUGAAAAGGUUAUGGUGGGUUAUGUGCUGGACUAUUUCUUAGCCGGACACACUUCCUGGAGUCUUGUCAUCACUGUGAGGUUGCCAGGCAACCAGCGAAGACUCCAGGAAGCUAGUGCCAAGAAAUAACCCUAAUAAGGUUACCUGUUUCCCCUUUUUCCCAUCUUUAGACUAAGCUAAGCUAAGCUAACAGCUCAUGUUUAUCGUACGGAUGUGAGAGUGUUAUCAAUCUUUCUUGUCUUACUCUACGCAAUUAAACUUUACUUAAAUAUUAAUUUUUUUAACCGUGCUGCUGUCGGACAAAUCAGGCACGUCACUGUGUGUGUUUGCUGAUAGGAUUUUCUCAGAAAAUAAGUACAAGGCACAAACUGUCAGAAGCAACAAAUAUAAAGGCUUCCAUAGGCUUGUUAAGUUUAACAUUUAAGGAGCACUUCAGCAAUUUAGUAUUGUUUUUCUAUAAAUUAAAGGGACUUGUAAGAGACAGAUUUAAGAAAAAAGGGUCAAAAAUCAAAUGUAGCAAAGGCAGAGAGGCUGAAAUAUCCUGGCUUUUAUUCCCAAAUGAAUGCAACUCAGUUGUACCUUUUUAUUUAACCCUACCUGUCUGACGUUGGCUUUUUUGUUGUUUUUUGUGUCAAGCUGACUAAAAAUUGGUGAAGUGCCCCUUUUAAUAUAUAAAAAAAAAAAGUUUAUUACUUUAAAAUACUGAGUCCACAUACAUACAAUAUCUAUCUGUGUGUGUGUGUGUCUGUGUGUGGUUGGUCAUACAUACCUCAAAACACCACACAACACGAGAGUGCCUGAGCAACGUUCUGUCAUCUUGUCUACAUGUACAGAAUCACUGCCCUGCUCAUCUUACUGUAUGAUGCAGUAAUUUAUAUAUAUCUUUCUACCCUUGCAUUUUUAACCCUGGGGUAGGGGGUUGGGGGGUGGUCAUGUUUUUAGUGUGAAUAUCAUGUUUAUUAUCAUUAUCAUGCAGUGCUUUGCAGCUUUAGUAGAUUAAGCCUUAACUCUUCCCCAUAUGCCUCUGUGUUUCAUGUCCAAUACCGAAGUGCUAUGAUACACUGCCUUUAGUGAAGGUGCUAAAAUGGAUGGAGAGGGGUGGAGAGAGAGAUAAUGGCCAGAGAGUGGCAGUACUAUAUUAGUGUUUACUUGUCUACCAGACUUUUGUAUAUGGCAGUUUGUACCUCCCAUCUCAUUUAGAUAUCUCAGGCGUUUAGCAACCUUCAUGUUUUGUCUGUUUUCUGUCAGAAAAAGGGAUUGAUUUCUCUUAAAUGUUUGGAUUCUAUUGGAUGUUUAUGGUUGCCUGUUGUGCUUAUAUAUGUUUCCUAAAAGAAGAAUGGAAAUAUCUAUUGUGUGAUAAACCAAGAAUGUUAAUUUGAUCAUAGUACGCAUUGCACAAUAUUUAACCAGAUGAAAAGAAGGGAAAUGAUGAGGAUUGGAUGAUUUUAACUGUUUUAAAGUUGUUAGAUUUUUUAGUAUUACUUUUAAUAUUGUUGCAUCCUUUGUUUCAUGUUUACUUGUACAAAUUAGUUGACCUAACUGCAUAAGGUAGGUAUUUAAGGGAUGUCCUCUGCGUUUUCUUGCUUUACAAACAGUAAUUGUGGAUAUGGACAGUUUUUUUUAAACCCAAACAGAACCUACUAUUUUGACACUGUCCUACAAUUUCUACAGUAUUUGGUCUGCCAAUGAAACUGUCAAAUGUUGUCAAUAAAAGAAGGUUUGAACAUC
Messenger RNA from Morone saxatilis (striped sea-bass), 3414 nucleotides. RefSeq names its product palmitoyl-protein thioesterase 2b (gene ppt2b). The record is from RefSeq and is a predicted model, not a curated record. Gene Ontology annotation, molecular function: thiolester hydrolase activity. NCBI's taxonomy places the organism in Eukaryota, Metazoa, Chordata, Actinopteri, Moronidae. The transcript has 8 exons. The coding region runs from base 281 to 1192 and encodes 303 amino acids. Gene Ontology annotation, cellular component: lysosome.